CUUGCGUGAGGCAGCGGUUUACCGGUUGGGAAUACAACAUUGCACGUCGAAGUUCGAGAGAAUUAAGAAUUUUUGACACAGAGAUUCGGGAAAUCUUUCUGCGAUGAAGCGUUUAGGAAAUUACACAGUGAUCAGGUUUAACAUCCACAAGGAAACACCACCUACUGCCAAAUCAGAGGAACUGAUCCAAUUGGCUCAGAUGGAGAUCUUUAUUAUCGUUGUGGCUGUCAUCGCCGUCGCAGCAGCCCUAAUACUGCUGGUUUUACUUCAACUCAGGAUUAAAAAACAAGCCACGGCGGAAAAUUCUACGCCAGAAAGUCAAAACACUAGCACGCAGGCAAGCUCGGUCGAGGAAAUUGCUUUGGAUUAUCCAAAUGAUCUUAUUCUGAAGACGGGACCACCUCCUUAUAGACAAGUGAUGAAAUCUCCAGAACUAUACCCUCUGGCCUCGUCAACUCACAUCGAAUAUGGCCGUGGAGAUGUCAAAAUUCAAAUUCCCACGUCUCCUAUUCAUCACGAGCGUACGAAAAGAACGUGGAACGAAUUACUGAAUGCAGUUAUACGUCCCGACGACUAUGGACUAGAUACCCCACCGGGGAAACAGACUAUACGGGGGGAAAAUAACGGGAUCCAAAAGGAGUCGCACAUACUCAAUUUGCCACCAGUCGACGAAGUCUUACCGACGUACGACGAAGUCGUACCGACUUGCGACGAAGUUCGCUCUGGAAUUCCCGCGAAAGAAAGCAGAGUGGAAUACUGUCAAAAAACGUUUCCACGACGGGAUAGUGUAGACAUUUUGAAGUCAGGAUAUCACAAAAUUUUGGGAUUCAACUUUGGCGUUGAGCAGACAAUGUUGUGUAGAAACGAGUGCGUCUUUACCAUAUCAAAUGCACUCCAAGCUGUCAUCACGGAAGAGAUAAUGCACUCGCAAUCACGACCGCGACUAGCUACACUAUAGUUUUUCAGAUGCGAAGAACACGUAGUUGUUGCAAAAAUCUUGUUUCCUUCCCAUAGUUCCUUUAAGGUGCAGAAAUUUGGAAACACAUUUACCAGAUCUUUAUAUAAACAAGCAAAUUUUACUUGCCGAAUAUAUAGCAAAACACCAAACCCAUUGUACCACGUAUAUACAGAUACGCUGGGUUCGAAACCUUUUCGUUCAGAUAAAGAAAACUAUUUAUGUAUAACACAAUAAUAAUCGUAGUCGCGAGGGGAAACCCGCACAUCAAAAGAACAUAUUCGAUUACCCAUACAGAGACACAAUGUAACAUGAAGUAACAGUGGAAAUACUAUAAGCAUUUAUUUGUAUUUGUAUAUAUAUUUACUUGUAUAUAUUACUAUAUUUACAUAUAUUUACAACACACGUACAGUAACAUAUCAGAAGAUGUAAAUUUAUUGGACUGUGCCGUCUAACCAUAUCAGUAAUGCACAUUAAAUGAAUGUUAAAAUCUUACAAAUAAUUCGGGGUGAAAACUAGAUGUGUUGAUUUGAGAUCCGUU
Molecule: messenger RNA, 1496 nt
Organism: Dendronephthya gigantea
Lineage: Eukaryota; Metazoa; Cnidaria; Anthozoa; Malacalcyonacea; Nephtheidae
Exons: 3
Coding region: 104-958 (284 amino acids)
Source: RefSeq, a predicted model, not a curated record